Condylura cristata (star-nosed mole) is the source of this 2193-nucleotide messenger RNA. RefSeq names its product pleckstrin homology-like domain, family B, member 3 (gene PHLDB3). The transcript has 15 exons. Bases 34 to 1950 code for a protein of 638 amino acids. NCBI's taxonomy places the organism in Eukaryota, Metazoa, Chordata, Mammalia, Eulipotyphla, Talpidae. The record is from RefSeq and is a predicted model, not a curated record.
GCCCCGCCUACCCGUCGGAGCAACCCAGAGGCCAUGGGGACGCCGAGCAGUCCAGACGAGGGUACCCCGCCGCCAUCGGUCCCAGAAUGCGACGCGCAGGUCCAGCCCCAAGGGGCAUCUCAGCCCCUGGAACACUCGGAGGAUCUCCGCGAUCUCCAGGAGUCUCCUGCGGAAAUUCGGAGCAGAGGAGUUGAGCAGCAGGCGGAAGAAGAGGAAGAAGUAGGAGAAGGCAGCAGCACCGAGAGCAGCCGCGACGCGGCAGAGGCUCCGCUUCCCUCUCAGGACCUGGCUACAUCCCUGGCAUCCAGCCAGCCUGGGGAGGAUGUGCGAGGGGCUGCGAGGCGGCUUCGAGGACAGCAACUAGAGGCCCUGACUCGCGUGGCCCUGAUGGAGCAGCGAGUGAAGGAACUUCAGCGCCAGAGGAAGGAGCUGAGGAUCGAGAUGGAGGUGGAGGUGGCCCUGCUGCGGGGUGAGCUGGCAGGGGAGCGAGUGGCUGCUCGACGGGAAGAGGAGCAGCUGCGGGAGCUGCUGGGACAGCAGGUGGACUCUGAGCAGGGCAGCCGUGAGCAGCGGGAACAGGAGCAGAGGCGUCUGAGCCAAGAGCGGGACCGAGUGGAAGUUCUCCGGCAGAGACUCCAGGAGGCCCAGGGACAGCUGGAGUCACAGCCAGAGGACCAGCGUGAGCGACUUCUGCAGGGGGUGCAGGAGAUGAGGGAACAGUUGGACGUGGCCCAGCGUGCCUACGAAGAUCUGGAGUUCCAGCAACUGGAACGGGAGAGCCGGCGUGAAGAGGAGGAUCGGGACAGCUCUGGGGCCCGGGCCUUGGAUCCCAGGGUCCAGGAACUUCAGGCCAGCGUGGCACAGCACAGGCGCCGGAUCCAGGUCUUGGAAGAGCAGCUCAAGUCUCUAGGGGAGCAAAUGGCAGCAGAGAGCCGGGGGCUGAGUCGGAAGAAGGAAGAGGCCCUGCAGGCCCUGACACAGGAACGCAGCCGACUGCUUGAGCUUAACUGCCUUCAGGGAAAUCCCGAUGGGGACUUCUCUGAGUCCAACCAGGCCCUCACUAAGCUCCUCUUCACUCAGAAGACAGACCGCCAGCUGCUGGUGCUCCAGGACCCCACCGCCCACACUGCUGCCACCUCCUCCUGCCUCUUCUCGGUUCACAGCUCCCUGCAGGGUGCCAUUGGCCUCCAGAGGACAGGAAGCCUGACCCGGAAGAGGGGAGAGAGGACAAGCCAGAGGGGGGACCCCCGCCCUCUCUCCCUCCAUUGUACUGGACCUCUGAAGGCCUCUGCUCUCCCCCCAGCCACAGGGGACUCUGGGAGACAUCCCCUCUAUCAGCUGCUGAACUGUGGCCCUAGGAACAGCUGUGGGGUCCUCCAUCCAGACAUUGCCCGCAUGGAGCAGCUCCUGCAGCAGGCUGUGGCAGAGAGGGAACGGCUUCUCAAGGCCAGGGAAGGGACCAGAAGAAACCCAGAAGUUUCUGCAGGCCCCACUGUCCCUGCCAUCAUGGCCCCGCCCUCGCCCCCGCCCCGCCCUUCUGGCCCUCGGGUCUUGGAUCUUAGGCAGCAUCUGGAACGAUGGGGCCACAACCCAGACAACUGCCCGCAUCUCCGGGUGUCCGGGGGCUGCUGCCGCGGACCCCUGGUGAAGAUGGGCGGCCGCAUCAAGACCUGGAGGAAGCGGUGGUUCUGCUUCGACCGCCAGGCCCGCCGCCUGGCCUACUACGCGGAUAAGGAAGAGACCAAACUCAAAGGUGUCAUCUAUUUCCAGGCCAUUGAGGAAGUCUAUUAUGACCACUUACGCUGUGCCUUCAAGAGUCCCAGCCCUCGCCUGACCUUCUGUGUCAAAACCUAUGAACGCCUUUUCUACAUGGUGGCACCUAGCCCCGAGGCCAUGCGCAUUUGGAUGGACGUCAUAGUGACCGCGGCAGAUGAGAACCACGCCCCCUGAGAGGCUCCGCCCUCUUCUUUGGGGUUGUCCCAGCAAUUACUCCGGUGGUGUCAGGGGCCACGCCCCUUUGGAACUCUGGGGGGGAAUUCUGCACGGCUGGUCCGAGCAGCUAGCAGCGGCGUUCUGGGCUGCAGGUGCCUUCCCCUGAGGGAAGCCAGCCCUUGGGACCCUGUCCCGGGCAGGAAGAAGAUUGCGGGUGCGGAAAGGAACUAUUUAUUGGUGCUCCUGUGAUAUCGAAUUAAA